AUGGCGGAACAACAGAUAUCACAGGGCGCGAUAGAGGCCAUUUUCUUGGACGCCAACCGCGCAGCGGUGCAUUACCCAGUUCCGGUAAUGCAAUGUCUUCAUAUCACGACUCUCGAGAGCAAGGGCCCGGGAACUGCUGCCCCUGAGAGAUACCGCAUCGUCCUCAGCGACCUCCGCAACUACGUACAAUGCAUGUUGGCCACCCAGGCGAACCAUGUGAUGCACGACGGUCAGUUACAGCGCGGAUCCAUCGUGCGCGUGAAGCAAUACCAAGCCCAGUAUCUCAAGGGAAAACACGUUAUGAUCAUCUUGGACCUCGAAGUCAUGACCGAGCUCGGCACGCCGGACAAGAUUGGUGACCCUAAGAGCAUGGAAGUCACAACGGGCGAGCGCCAAAAUACUACGAGUGACAGCGCUAGUUUCUACGGCGCCCAGAGCGAGCCGGCUGCGCAGACAACACCCCAAUUCCAGCCGCAGGCUCAGCGGCAGCUAGCCUCGCGCACAGGGGGCGGCGGUGGGAACAGCGGGCCUCUCGCGGCCACAAUAUACCCCAUCGAGGCCGUUUCCCCGUAUGUGAACAAGUGGACCAUCAAGGCCCGAGUCACUACCAAGUCAUAUAUCGGAACAUGGAAGAGGCCCACCAGCGAGGGCAAGCUCUUCAGCGUGAAUUUCCUGGACGAGAGUGGCGAGAUCAGGGCGACCGCCUUCAAUACCGAGGUUGAUCAGUUCUACGAUUUGCUGCAGGAAGGCUCUGUCUACUACAUCUCGACACCCUGCAAAGUGCAGAUGGCCAAGAAGCAAUUCAGCAACGUCGCCAACGAUUACGAGAUAAUGUUUCAGCAUGAUACGGUCAUCGAGAAAGCCGAGGACCAGAGCUCCGUGCCUCAAGUCCGCUUCAAUUUCUGCACCAUCCAGGAACUGCAGGAAGUUGAGAAAGAUGCGACCAUCGACGUCAUCGGUGUCCUGAAGGACGUGGGCAAACAGGAGGAGAUCCAGUCCAAGACGACGCAGAAGGGCUACGACAAGCGCGAGCUGACCCUGGUCGACGACACGGGCUACUCGGUCCGAGUAACUAUCUGGGGCAAGGCGGCCGCCGAGUUCGACGCCAGCCUAGAGUCCGUCGUUGCCUUCAAGGGCAUGCGGGUCAGCGACUUUGGCGGGCGCAGCCUAUCGCUCCUGUCAUCGGGCACGAUGGCGAUCGACCCGGACAUCCCCGAGGCGCACAAGCUGAAGGGCUGGUAUGACGCACAGGGUAGGGGUAACACCACCUUCGCAACGCACAGCCACCUGUCGUCCAUUGGCGCUGCCGCGGGUCAAAAGGAUGAGAUGAAGAUGAUCGCACAGAUCAAGUCCGAGAACAUCGGGAUGGAAGACACGGCGUAUUUCACCAUCAAGGGGACCAUUGUGCACCUCAGACAGGAGAACUUCGCUUACCCGGCUUGCAUAUCCGAAAACUGCAGCAAGAAGGUGACGCCGUCGAUGGACGACAAGUGGCGGUGCGAGAGGUGCAACAUAACCCACGACCGGGCACAGUACCGCUACAUCAUGAGCGCCGACGUCAGCGAUCACACGGGUCACACCUGGGUCAGCUGCUUCGAUGACUCGGCCCGCAUAAUUAUGGGCAAGUCGGCCGACGAAAUGAUGGAAUUAAAGAACAGGGAGGACGGAAGCUGUGCCGAGGCGUUUGAGGCAGCUAAUUGCAGGAAGAUGGUCUUCCGGUGCCGCGCCAAGAUGGAUACCUACGGUGACCAACCGAAGUAG
Messenger RNA from Chaetomium globosum CBS 148.51, 1761 nucleotides. RefSeq lists its product as uncharacterized. The record is from RefSeq and is a predicted model, not a curated record. Gene Ontology annotation, biological process: DNA repair; DNA recombination; DNA replication. Bases 1 to 1761 code for a protein of 586 amino acids. Gene Ontology annotation, molecular function: DNA binding. The transcript has 3 exons. Gene Ontology annotation, cellular component: nucleus. NCBI's taxonomy places the organism in Eukaryota, Fungi, Ascomycota, Sordariomycetes, Sordariales, Chaetomiaceae.